UCACCGAAGACGCGGAGGCGCGCGCACGCCCUGACCCGCGUCACCCGCCCCUCGGCUCGGCUCCUGUCACUUUCGAGCGAGCGCGCGUGUGUGUACCUGCUCUCCUCGGCUCCCCCACCAAGAACCCCCGAGAUUCGCUCGCCCGGCCGGCCGCCAUGACCAGAUCGGCGCCGGGGCUGCCGCCGCAGUACUACGCGGCCGCGGGCUCCGGCCACCGCUCCUCCUCCUCGCCCGCGGCGUCCUGCGUCGUGGCGGUCCUCUUCCUCCUCCUGGCCGCCGGCGGCGCGGCGGCGGCGCUGUUCGUGCUCUUCCGCCCGCGCGCGCCGGACAUCGCCGUGACGGCCGUGCAGCUGCCCGCCUUCGCCGUGGCCAACGGCACCGUGGCCUUCACCUUCCAGCAGCUGGCCUCCGUGCGCAACCCCAACCGGUCCCCGCUCGCGCACUACGACAGCUCCCUCCACGUCGCCUACGCCGGCGGCGAGGUCGGCUCCAUGUACAUCCCGGCUGGCCAGAUCGACGGCGGCCGCACGCAGUACAUGGCCACCAGCUUCACCGUCCCCGCAUUCGCCGUCACGGUCACGGCCACCUCCGCCGCCGCCGCCGGGCAGCCGACCACCAUCUCCGUCCCCGCGUCCGGCCCGUCCCCGCACGUCACUGCGGCUCUAGUGCAGGGGCCGGUGAUGGAGGUGGACUCGCUGCUGCGGGUCAAGGGCAAGGUCACCGUUCUCAAGGUGUUCACCCACCACGUCGAGGCCGCCAAGGUGUGCCGCAUUGGCGUCUCGCCGGCCGACGGCCGCGUGCUCGGCUUCCGGUGCUGACCGUCGGCCGAGCUCACUAAUGCUGGCCGCCGCCCGGCCAAGAUCUGACAAUCUCAUCACUCCUUCAGCCUGUCGGUAGGCCUUGCUCUCCACAUCAAAGUAGCCUCUUGAUGAAUUCGGUUCAGACUUAAGUCCAGUCAUCAGUGAAAUUGUAAGAUAAGGUUGUUCGAUUUGUAAAUUAGAUUAAUCUCUACAGUUCUCAAGAUUUUUUGUACUUCUUUGUGCUUGUCUGGUUUUCUAGAUUAUGCGGCCGACGUGUUUUUGUUGUUGUAGAUUAUUGCUCCAUUACGGUAUAGACUGUCAGGUGCUCAUAGUCAGAGUCCAGACCAAACAAAGAUUUGGUUCUUGAGAUGGUGGUUCUUGUUCCAGUGGGAAUAUUGGUUGCUUAUGUCAACCAAACAUAAUGACGGGAACUUAAUAAUAUCAGUUUGCAAUGCAUUCCGUUUUCAUUCUUGCAAAA
This is a messenger RNA of Sorghum bicolor (sorghum), 1278 nucleotides long. RefSeq lists its product as uncharacterized. The transcript has a single exon. The record is from RefSeq and is a predicted model, not a curated record. Lineage: Eukaryota; Viridiplantae; Streptophyta; Magnoliopsida; Poales; Poaceae. Bases 156 to 818 code for a protein of 220 amino acids. Gene Ontology annotation, cellular component: plasma membrane.